Molecule: messenger RNA, 1118 nt
Organism: Megalopta genalis
Lineage: Eukaryota; Metazoa; Arthropoda; Insecta; Hymenoptera; Halictidae
Product: UPF0598 protein CG30010
Source: RefSeq, a predicted model, not a curated record
CCGGUCAAUUGCACAUUGCACCCGAGACCGGAGCCACAACCGUCAACAACCGUUUAAUUAAACAUGGCUGACGGCUCGAUCCAAAGACGUACGAUUAAACAUUAUCGAAAAGUUUAUCAGACCUGGCUGACCAUCCUUCUGGAAUCCACCGCAUUAUUACGCGAUCUGCGUACGUUACGUCGCGCGUGACAUAAUCGCUGCUCCAAGGACUUGUCCGAGUUUCUGCAGGGUGAGGUUAUAUUCCCUCAAAUGAACUGUGUAAUCCUACCAAACAUAGAGUACAAUGUUUCCAUAUUUACGACCACGAUUGUUGCCAAUCACGAUUAAAACAUCCAAUUUGAAAAUACUCGGAAGGCAAAUAUCAGAUUAUAAGCAGGGUCAAUCUCCUGAGCCUAAAGUUCGAGAAUAUUUCUAUUAUAUCGAUCAUCAAGGAAUGCUGUUCUUGGAUGAUGCUCGCAUGAAAAAUUUCACAUCAUGUUUUAAAGAUAAAAAAUUUUUGUCGUUCUUCUUCAAGCUCUUAAAGAAAAAUGAGACAGGAAGGUAUAUGGAAGACUUCCCGUACAUUUCACUUUGCGGUCGGGAAAGAAAUUUUGUUAGAUGCGAUGAUCUGCCAGUAGUAUUUACUAAAAUUCUGCAAAAACAGGAUAAUGAAACAGGAAAGGAGGUAGACUGGUUUGGCUAUGCACAUGCGGAAGAAUUUUUGAUGGUACCUUUUGAACCAGGAAAAUUAUACAUGAAUAUUCGGACUGGAAGAGUGUACCAUCCUGCACCAGAAAGAGUAGGAGGAAUAGGUCUAGUAAGAUCAAAAAUAGCAAUUGAGCUAAGCACAUUAUUUAAGUUUGAAAAAGGUGAAGAUCAUGGUCCAACUCACUUUCUGUGGAAAGAUGAAAGGUAUUUGCUUGAUUCUGAGUGGUGCAAGGACAAAGUACUACAGACUAUGAGCUAAAAAUAAAUAAACUUUAUUUUUAAUUAAAAAAGGAAACAAAGUACAAUAUAUAUAUGAACAACUUUCAUAAAAUGUACAUAGAUUUUAGAUAAUAACAAAGAUUUUAUAUUUUUCUCUAUGUAAUAGAUUACGUUAUGAUAGAGAUGAAAUAUCAAAAAUUCUGGCUGUGGAA